AAGCAUGUGGCAUUAGCACAUAAAGAAGUAAAGUCUGAAGCCCAGUUAAUGUUAAACUCAUAAGCAGAUACUUGCUCUUCAGCGCCUGUUCACUCAUUCAACCUCACCUCACCAACCUAACGCCUUAGGAGAAACACCUCUGUCCCUGAGAAGGAGCUCCUAUUACAGGAAGUGAAUUUCAGACUUGGGUGGUGGUUUUUUUUUUUUUUUUUCUUUCCCUUUCCUAAGCCUGCUUUGCUGCCAGUGACUAAGGAUAGUCAAGUUUUAUGUUAAUGGUUAACAGAACAGCUAUAACUACACAGAAACUCUGACUUCCUGUUGCUGGGGCUGGAACCAACAGUCGCCUCUGCUUUGCAGACGAAGAGGCAAGUGUUGAAAGGAGAGCAGUUCACACUGUAAAAGGCUGGAGAACGGCAGCUUCACUCAGUAGAGAAAAAAAGGAGGAAAAUCCAAAAGGAGCAAGAGGUGCUUGUCAUAAAGAUAGGUAAGAGCUGAAACACUUUACUGCUCGGCUUAUUGACUCAGCGGCUGUUGCUAACAAAACCCACAGGUGUGACUAGUUGAGACACAUUUGCUGUACCUGGCUGCUCUGACCUGCGUGUCUCGGUCAAAGGGACAAAGCGAGAAAAGAUCUAUUUGCUGUGAAUUUGAACAUCAGAGAGGGCAGGAAGGCUCUUUCUCCUUCCCCUCUCCCCAGGGUCUGCUCAUGGCAGGACAGACGACAUCCCCUUCGGACUGUUCUCAUCUCAUUGACCACAGCCACAUCCCUGAGUUUGAGGUGUCUCUUUGGAUCAAGAUCACUUUGGCCCUAGUGUAUGUCAGCAUCUUUGUUGCAGGCAUCUUGGGCAACAGCAUCACCAUCAAGGCUACCACGAUCCUGCAGAAGAAAGGCUACCUACAGAAGGAGGUCUCGGACCACAUGGUGAGCCUGGCCUGCUCUGACCUGCUGGUCAUCCUGCUGGGCAUGCCCGUGGAGUUCUUCAGUGCCAUCUGGAGGCCCUUUUCCACCCCCUACGGCAACAUGGCUUGCAAGCUCUACCACUUCCUCUUUGAAGCCUGCAGUUAUGCCACUGUCUUGCAUGUGGCCACCCUCAGCUUUGAGAGGUACGUGGCUAUCUGCCACCCCUUCAAGUUCAAGGCAGCCUCUAGACCUCGCACAGUGAAGCUGCUCAUUGCUUCUGUCUGGGGUACCUCUGUCAUAGUAGCUCUGCCCCUGCUCUUUGCCAUGGGCACAGAAUAUCCCCUGGAACCAAUCGAGGGCUACCAAGGUAUGACUACCUGCAUCCAGCCUAUGCCCAGGGACCACCACCCUGCACUGAAGGACAAUAUGACCAUCUGUACCAGCCUCUCCUCCAAGUGGUCUGUCUUUCAAGGCAGCAUCUUCUGUGCCUUCACUGUGUACAUCAUAGUGCUGGGAUCUGUCACCUUCAUGUGCCACAGCAUGAUGAAAGCCCUGAUGAUCCACAAGGAAGGAACUGUGGCAGUGAAGGGUGGACUAAAUCACCAGGACCAGUACCUAAGAAAAAGUGAAAGCUCAGAGGCCAAGAGUUCCAGGAGACAGAUAAUUUUAUUCCUGGGACUGAUUGUUGCAAACCUGGCAAUAUGCUGGAUGCCGAACCAGGUGAGAAGGAUCAUGGCUGCUGCUACACCGAAGCAGGACUGGACCAUCCCCUACUUCAGAGCGUACAUCACUCUUCUUCCCAUUGCCGACAUCUUCUUCUACCUCAGCUCGGUGGUGAACCCCCUCCUGUACAACAUCUCUUCUCAGCAGUUCCGCAGCGUGUUUCUGCAGGUCCUCCGCUGCCACCUGACCAUAGAGCACGCCAACAAGGAGAAGUUUCUCAGAGCCAACCUGCGCUCCAGAGCCAGGAGCAGUCGCUCUCUGCGCCCGCUGCUCUUCAUCUCAUCGAGGCACAACUCUUCUACAAGGGGCAAUAACAAAGUUUUCUUAAGUACUUUUCAGAAUGAGACCAAGCCUGACUGCAGUCCACAGACACCAGGUCUUGAGCCGCCGGAGCCCAGCUUGGAAGUAGUGCCUCUGGGGACUAGCUCAGAGCCCAGUCCAGACGCACAAAAUGGCCUUUGUGAACACCAAGUAUGA
Molecule: messenger RNA, 2101 nt
Organism: Phalacrocorax carbo (great cormorant)
Lineage: Eukaryota; Metazoa; Chordata; Aves; Suliformes; Phalacrocoracidae
Source: RefSeq, a predicted model, not a curated record